Cydia fagiglandana is the source of this 2565-nucleotide messenger RNA. RefSeq lists its product as uncharacterized. The record is from RefSeq and is a predicted model, not a curated record. Lineage: Eukaryota; Metazoa; Arthropoda; Insecta; Lepidoptera; Tortricidae. The coding region runs from base 1 to 2565 and encodes 854 amino acids. The transcript has 4 exons.
AUGAAUGAGAACGUCAUGCGCGCCUACUAUGGGGCUACAGAGGGGGGAACCGACUUAUGCGCGUACCGUGUCCGAAUGCUUCCACUGUUUCAGGCCCUCGAACCAACCAUCGAAGUGACUGCGCAACGGCUAUCGGAUCAGGUGCGUGUCAUCCAGCGGCUAAAGCGGUUGGAUGACUCGACACUUGAUCGGCUUCGCCUGGAGGCUCUCUCUGCUCGCGCAGCCUCCACCUCGGUGCGAGACCCGCCCGCCACAUCGCCGGAUCUGGUGCCGGCACCCGACCAGGCCCCGGGGGCGCCGCGGGUAGAUCUCUGUGCCGACGAGGAGGAGUUCGCGCAGAGUGUGAGUAGUACAGCCAAUGAGCAACUGAGGAGGACUUUGGAUGAGGCGAUUACGCAGUAUCGCUCCACACCUAAUACUAGACCACGAUUACCACGUUUGCCUAUGAAUAGACACAAUCUAGCGCUAAUGGGAGCCCUAAACGCUUUACUAGAGCCGUAUUUGCGGACUAGUAAAGAUUUAGAUGAUACGCACGCGAUCAUGUAUUGCGGAGCCAUCGCGGCGUGCCGUGUUGCACGAGUCAAGUUUCCGGACUCUGAACGUGCACCUAGGACCGCCGGAGGUGCCCCCGCAUGGCAAAUACGGAUCGAGCGACGUAUCAGCUCUUUUAGGACUCUUAUCGCAAAGCUGAUCUGCUUCAGGGGGGGCAACAAUCGCCCCCGAGUAAUGCGCUUUGUAAACCAGGCAUUCGCGGGGACGGAUAUCAGGUCCCGCGACUACAUGGCCAAUGUUACGGAACGCAUCGACUUUCUAAAGCAGAAAGUCUAUGCAUGGGCAAACCGUAUUCGCCGCUACAGAGAGCGUGUGGACCGAUUCCAGCAGAACCGUCUUUUCCAGAGUGACCAAAGGAAGAUGUACCGAAAGUGGGAGGAAACCAACCUUCGUGCGUCCGACUCGCAGCCACCGGAUGCUACUGUCAUGAAUGACUUCUGGCGUAGCAUUUGGUCAGUGCCUGUCGGACACACCGAGGGGAGUUGGAUGAGUGUUGUUGAGCGUGAGUGCGAGUCCAUCGAACCUAUGGGGGCAGUCACCAUCAGCCCCGAUGACGUAAGUUGUGCCAUCCGCACGGCCCAGAACUGGAAAAGUCCUGGGCCGGAUGGAUUGCACAACUUCUGGCUAAAAUGGUUCCGAUGCUCACAUUCCUGCUUGGCAGCACAAUUUCAACGAGCCCUCGAGCAUGGUUCUCUCCCACCUUCCUUAACAACUGGUGUCACCUUCCUGCUCUAUAAGUCCGGUAGUACCACGGAAGCUAAGAACUACAGACCCAUCACAUGCUUGCCUACACUUUACAAGCUCCUUACAUCCAUUUUGAGAGCAAAAAUCAACGCGCACAUUGUCGCAAACAAUAUUUUGGCCUCUGCUCAAAAUGGAUGUAGGGUUGGGUCCCGUGGUACUAAAGAGCUCCUCCUCAUAGACAUGACCAUCUGCCAACAAAUCCGGCGGAACAGGGGGGGCCUCUCAGCAGCCUGGAUUGACUACAAGAAGGCCUAUGAUUCGGUGCCUCACUCAUGGCUGGAGAGGGUCUUAGAGCUGUAUAAAGUUGAUACAGCUUUGAGAACCUUUCUAAGCGCGUGUAUGAGACAAUGGACCACAGUCCUUCGUCAACCAGGAGGCGGGGAUGAACGCCCUGAUCCGCAGGAUUUUAUAAGGAUUGAGCGAGGAAUAUUUCAGGGUGAUAGUCUGAGUCCUCUGUGGUUCUGCCUAGCUCUGAAUCCUCUCAGUACCUUGCUGAAAGAUUUAGAACUAGGUUGCCGGCUUCGGAGAGGGGGUGAAGUAAUGUCUCACCUUCUGUACAUGGAUGAUCUCAAAUUAUUUGCACCAAAUAGCCAAGACUUGGUGGAGCUACUGAAAACCACCGAAGUCUUCAGUAAUGCCAUCAAUAUGGAGUUUGGUGUCGAUAAAUGUGCGGUUAUGCAUGUUAGACUUUCCACAGCCAAUACAACCAUUGGAUUGAUCACAGAUACGGAGUACAGAAAAAUGCCCCCCCUCUUCACGAUGGAUGAUUACCAGGACUGCAUGCUGGAGUCAGGGGGGACAUACUGCAUUGUGGACCUGGAGCUGUUCUCUGACCAGGAGUCUGAUCUCAUGAAGAUGAUCCAUGGUUAUUCAGAAGUAACAAAUAAACACUACAAUCACACACAACUGCACAAAGCCGUAUGCGUCACACACACAUGUAAAUCAUACAUCGGUCAACGAGACAUCAAAAAUGAGGACGACGUGUCGACCAUCUUGGAAGACUGCCUCAACACGACAAUAUGGAAUGAUUAUAAGUUACAAGCGAGAGUGCUUACUAUAAAAGAGUGUCAAAGAGAAGCAGACGCGGUCACUUACGAUGCAGGAGACGAUCCGUCGAAGCAGAUCCUGUACAACGGCUCUCUAGUGGUGUCCACAUUCUUCGUGAUGUCCGGCUUUCUCCUGGCGUUUAACUUCGAACUUCACGCUGAGAAGCAUCGCGUCAGCUGGCUGGAGUUGCCCAGAGGAAUGGUCUUACGAUGGCUGAGGUGA